GUUCGGACGAAUAACAAUAGCAUUCGGAUAAACACGUUCUACGGAAUGAAUAGUUGAAUCAUUCGAACGAACCGGCGUGUCCCGGUAAUGAAUAAUUAAUUGCUAAUCGAAGGGACAAUCGAAUUGUUCGAUAGUUGUUAAUCGUUACCGCCCAUCGCUAAUAAACACUAUCGGACGGUUUGGACCGCGGGUCUUGGAACGAGACGGUGCGAACCGUCCAAUAUUUCGGAUCAAAUGGGCUUUUAACGGGUGUCUCCACUGUCGAAUGGUUCGGAUUAGCUAGUGCGCAAUAAUGCGCUAGGCGAUCGGCCGUAACUGGGUUACCGAGAGGCGCGAUUAUAAUACACGGCCGGGUAAUUAAGUAAUCACAGUGUGCGUACUGCAACACGGUUCAGAACAAUUGUGUAAUACGCGAAACAUAAAAUAUCUCGGACCGCGGUGAGCAGGACCAAUUUUGACGCGCGUCGCGCGAUCCGCGUAUCCACGGAUCUACGCGAAUAUCCGGACACACUAUCGGAAAUGCCGAACAAGCCGAAUAAUCGAAUAGUUUUCGACUUGGGCAUCGUAUUGUUUUUCCGUCACCGAACGGUUUCGCGGCCAUCGAACCGGUUCGGUUGGGUCUGACGGACAAUUGAGCCGGUUCCGCGAGAGUUUAUAAUAUUGCCGUUGUUCGCUUUUGUUUUUCGUUUCGUCCAGACGUUCGGCGUUGCCGGUACUGGUCGUGUCGCAGCGGUAUUUGCUGGGCGGUGCCUGUGAGUAUCUGAAUACAACACGAAAUUUUAAUUUUCGGCUGGCCGUUUCGCGGUUUUUCGUUAACCUGUCCCGAUAACGUUUGACAAUUAAAUUUUUAAAUUUUAAAACUGUUUUCGUUUUACACAUUUGCCGUUUGCCACCCGCCACCCGCCACCCGCCACCUAUAGCUUAUCGCCACCCGGUUUAAUUGUUUUUAUUUUAUCAAUCAAAUUUGAAUAAAUCAAUACAUCUGGUUUGGAUUUUUUUUUUCUUUUCAGUUAUUUCUAUCUUUAAUUAAUUAAUUCAUUAAUUAAUUGAUUAAGUUUGUACAUUUAUAAUACGGUUUGUUUGAUAUUCUAAGGAAUUCUGAUUAUUUUGCAUUUCGUUCAAUUCAUUUUACUAUGAUAUUUUGUUUUUCCCGAUGAACAAUUCGUUUUGGUUUUAUGUUAUUUCAACUUCGAUUGGGAUUGGAAUGAAUUGUAAUGUUGUUAAAACUAUCUGAUUCUUUACACUUUUACAGUUAAGAUAUAAUUGCUGGAAGAUUUUUUUGUGUUUAUUUAAUUUCAUAUUUAUAUGAAAUGGUUUACAAUAGAACAAAGAAGCAAAUAAAAUACAUUUUUUAUGCUUAAGGUAAUCACAUUUAUAAAAUAAGUAAUCCUGUUGUAAUAAACCAACAUUUUAUUUUUGUAUACAUUUAGAUUGUUGAUAUUUCAAUCGAAGUACGUACUAAACUGAUCAUGGAAAAAAUUGAAAAAAACCAAUCAACUAAAACUUGGGAUGCAAUACCAGAGAUUGGCCAAUACAAUGUCAGAUACGAAGGUAAUUUAUUGAUGUUUAUUCCCUACCGAAUUACCGAAUUUUAGUAAAAAAAAUGUAUCAUUUAAUUUAUUGAUAUUUAAUAACUGUUUUACUUAGUUUUAAUAGAUAAAUACCAACCAAAUCAAAUCAAAUCUUUUUUUCAUUAAUUUAAGUCGCAAAAACAUUUCAAAAAUAAAAUAUUUAGCGGAAAUGAGUACCCACUUUCUUUAAGCAAAUACUUUUGUUGAAGGCAGAGAGCACAUACAUAAAAUAUAGCUUAGAUAACGAUAGUAUAAAUGUACUUAUUCCUUAUCCUAUUUUUUUCUUGUCACUACUCAUUGUCUGAAGCAUUACUACCACCCAACACUCUGAACCAUACAGCAUAGUCAAUCUCAUCACACUUCUGUCGAACUUUAAUUUAAUUCUCAUUGUAAUUCUCUUGUCACAUACACCUAUUGUUUCUAAUCUCUCCAUUUUAUUCAACCACACUUAAUCCUAUGUAUCAAAUCUUCUUCACUGUUCAUUUGUACAUAGAUCCUGUUCUUAGAGUUUUUAGUACAUACUAAGAACUCUUAAUCUCUUCUAUUAUGUCACUGCUUAUUGUCAUAAUUUAGUGUUGACCUUUUCUUCCAAACUAGAAUUGCAAACCUUUUAUUUGCAAAAUACUGAUUCCUUGCCUAAAAUAAAAGGACAUCAUUUUGUAUGGAAUUUUAUUUCAAUAUUUACAUUUUUACAUUUAAAAGGUAUUCAUACAGGUGAUUUUAAAAUAAUAAUAAAUUAAUAUAAUAAUUAUAAAGUUAUAUUAAAGCAUAUUUAGAGGUAGGUAAAUUCUUUGUGGUAAAUUUUCCACUGGCAUCACCCAGCUGCUUAACACCAAUUAAUUUGAUGGGCAGUCUCCUAACCUGUACUCUGAGUUUGGUGCCGUUGUGUAAAUGUUAAAGUGAAUUCCUUUCCUCUACAGAAACAAUACCAUAUACCUACCAAAAUCACCUAUAUGGAGUUCUAUUCUGCCUCCGUGUAUAUUAGGUGUAUAUUAGCCAAAUCGAGUGUUUAAAUAAUAAUAAACUAUACUGUAAACAUUUUAGUUUAUAUAAUUAAAUUCAUUAUUUGUUUCUUUAAUCUAUCAAUUUAUCAUUUGUAAAUCAAAAAAUACAAGUUGAAUUCAGUUUUAAAUAUAAAUUUAUAUGAGAAAACACAAUGUUAUUAGUAAUAUAAUACUCAAUAAUAUUAAAAAUUGUUUCUAUGUACCUAAAUUUAACAGUAAUUUAUAAUAAUUAUUUGUAUUACAAUUUAUGCUAUUGUAUUUUAGAAUAUACAUUAAAGGAUCCAAACAUUGUCAAUAAAUUAUCACAGGAUAAAAGACCAUUUUUGGCAUAUGGUAAUUGUUUACUUAAAUUUAAAUAUAUAUGGUUUUACAUAGAAUAUUUUAAUUUUUUUUAAGGUGAAGGACCAAUGAUUGACUGUGAAUUUGAUGAUGAUAGUUUAACACCAGAUUAUUUAAGUAAAAAAAAUGAUUUUUAAAUUACAAAACUUAAAUUUCUUAAUAAAUAACUUAUUUAAUUAAUUUUUAGGUUAUAAAUUACCAAUAGAUUUUACAGACACAAACAUUUAAUCUAGGUAAUCUUACAAAAUAAUACUAAACUUUGCAGAGAUGGAAUUAUUGGUUCCUUGAUGUCAAUCAUCACUUAUCAGUUAUCACUGUUAUCUGCAACAACCUAUGUUUAUUGGAACUUGACAGGGAUUUAGACACUAUAGUAUCUAUAUAUAUAUCUGUGGUACUUGAUUGCCUAUUUGAAUGGAUCAAGAGGUGACCAGAAUAAUCAGAUUAGCAAUUAAUUGUAUAUAUUUUUCGAGGAAUAUGGGAAUACAUAGGAUUUCUAAUCUGAUAGAUUAGCUAAUGAGAAACUCACGAUAUAAUAUUCUGAUGUACAAGAUAUGUUGUCAAUGCCGUAUAUUUUUGAACAUUAUCAUUUUAAAAUACAUUGCAUUUAAAAAUAGAAUUUGUUAUAAGUUUAUGAUUUUGACAUUCUUAUUAUAAAUAUAAAAAAAUUGUUUGAAAAAACUGGACUAACCUUAUUAUAGUAGGUAUAAUAUAAUUUAAUAAUGUGCUGUGUGAGUAUCUAUGGUAACAUGGAUGAAAAAAAGUAUGACACAUUAGAAAACUUAGUCCACCGGACUAUCCAACCUAUUUUCUUUUGUUUGAUAUACUGAUACAGACAAAGUAAUAUGGGAAUAAAAAUUGGCACAGGAAACGCCAGGCACAGUAUAAAAUUUAUUUUUUCUUUAUCAUUUAGACAAAACAUUUGUGUCUAGUUAGGUACUGUGACUUAUUAUGUUACAGUAUAUUUAAAUUAAUUUUAAGACUGGGAUAAAAUUGGAAUGAGUAUAUAAUACUACUAAUUUAAUUAAAUAAAAAAUGUAUUUAUAAAGUACCUAUGUACUGAAAAUGAUACCUACUGUAUUUACUCGUAGUAAUCGUAUAUUUAUUUGAAGGAAACUGAUUUUAAUUUCAAUUUGAAAAUACUAAUUUAUAUUUGUUGCAUUGGGUCACAUUGUGGAAUCAUGGAGUAAGAGACUUUUCGAACAAGAAACUAAUGGUAUAUAAUAUAGAGCGACCAAAGCCAUGGGAUAGUUAGAUGAACUUGAUUCGGAUUUGCACUUUGUUAUUAUAAUUGUUUUACAUAUCUAUUUGUACGCUGAUAUUUAUAUUAAUAACUAUUUAUAAUUUGUUUUAUUAUUUCUAUCUUGUAUGAAUUACUGAAAUUAUGUGUUCGUGUAAUAUGUGUUAAUCAAUAACAGGGGCAUCUUGUGCUACCUUACAAUUGUACAC
Messenger RNA from Cinara cedri, 4360 nucleotides. NCBI's taxonomy places the organism in Eukaryota, Metazoa, Arthropoda, Insecta, Hemiptera, Aphididae. The record is from the annotation of a GenBank genome assembly.